This is a messenger RNA of Cricetulus griseus (Chinese hamster), 1837 nucleotides long. The record is from RefSeq and is a predicted model, not a curated record. Lineage: Eukaryota; Metazoa; Chordata; Mammalia; Rodentia; Cricetidae.
CUGUGACCCAGAUCCUAGGCAGCAGGCAGACUGGGAGGUGGAGUGGGUCAUGUACAAUUCAUUCUCAGGCUCUGUUCCUUGAACCUACACUGGGUACAAGGACUGGUCCCUAGACUUAAGGCUGGAGAGAAUACCAGUAUUUACUUCUAGUUAAGUUUUAUUUUUAUGGUUUUGUGAAAACAACACACAUCAAUGUGGUCUCACAGUUAGUCCAGUGCCAUGUAAACAGGUGGUGUCAGCAGCACGAAGAGAGAGGGAUUAAGGAAGGCUUCAGAAUAGAUUCCUGCCAUGAUUUUAGAAGGUAUAACAGCAAGAACACAAGUCUGGAUGCGGCUGGGGGGUGGUGGCGCACGCCUUUAAUCCCAGCACUUGGGAGGCAGAGGCAGGCGGAUCUCUGUGAGUUCUAGGCCAGCCUGGUCUACAGAGUGAGUUCCAGAACAGCCAAGACUGUUACACAGAGAAACCCUGCCUCAGAAGAUGGCAAGAUACAUCUGCAUCACCCACAAUGGCAAGCCAAGGGUACAUAUGUACCUGUACAUGUAUGUAUGUGACGUUGCCCACAGAGGCUGUAAGAGGGCAUCAAACCCCCUGGAGCCCUGGUUCCAAGUGGUUGUGAGCCAUCCAGUGUGCUGGCAACAGAAUUCUGGUCCUGGAAUGGAACAGGCACUGUUAACCAUUUAGUAAGCAUGCGGGGUUCAGAGGACUUGUGGAAGUCAGUUUUCUCCUUCUACCACGUGCAUCCUGGGGGAUCAAACUCAGGGUGUCAUGCUUGGUGGCAUGUGUCUGCUGAGCCAUUCUUGCCAGUUCACGGCCAGCCAGCUGUGAAUGCCAUGCUGAAUCCUUGACUACAUGGUGAGCUCUAUUGCUUUCGGAACUUUCUGUCAAAAUGGCCUAGGUGAGGCUGUCGUGGCUCCCCAUCUUGACCACUUCACCUUUGUCUUCACAGAUACAGCCCUGAAGGGGCAGGGUAGGGACAGGGAAAGAGUGUGGGCUGGAGUUGAAGGAGCCCUGGCCCCCAAUACCUCCUCAUUUCCCCCUGAGCCUCCUGGGGCCUCAAGCAACAUCAUUCCUGUCUACUGUGCCCUCCUAGCUACUGUGGUCCUUGGUUUGCUUGCCUAUGUGGCCUUCAAAUGUUGGCGCUCACAUAAGCAAAGACAACAGUUGGCCAAAGCUCGGACUGUAGAACUUGGGGACCCUGACAGGGACCAUCGGCAUGGUGACAGCAGUAUCUUCGUGGACUCUCCUCAUUGUCUGGAGCCCUGUAUCCCCAGCCAGGGACCAAAUCCUGACCCUGGUUGCCGACUUUACCUGCGUAUUUCCCAGCAGCAGCAGCAGGAGGUUGAGCGGCUCUUGAUGUUGGGUGAACCUGCCAAUGGGUGGCAGGGGCUGGCAAGCCAGCUGGGCUACCAAGCUGAGGUUGUGGAAACCAUGGCCCGUGACCAGGUGCCAGCCUGUACCCUGCUAAGGGACUGGGCUGUCCAAGAAGGAAGCAGAGCCACCCUCAGAGUACUACAGGAUGCCCUGGCUGCCAUAGGCCGUGAAGAUGUGGUCCAGGUUUUGAGCUCAUCAGCCGAGGGCUGCUCUGUGGUGUGAGUGACAUCCCCCAGUGCUUCCCGCACUGGCACUCCUUACCAUUCUUACCACCUCAGGUCCCCUCCUUGGACUUCUGGCUUCAGCCACUUCAUGUCCCUUCACCCUCCUCUCCAAGAUAGGAAGCAGAGUUUGGGGGAUGGGUAAGAGUAGGGCAUGGCUCUGCCAACAGACCCCUGUUCUGCCUCCCUUUAUUUAGCUCCAGCUAUUUUUUUAAACCACUCAUUAAAGGCAACUUUGACUUGUG